UAAUAAUUGAUUUAUUAAGAAUUCGUGACGAUCCUAAAAUGACUAAGAAUGAAAUGAGAAUAAUUAUUGAAUCUGCUUUGAAAAUUUUACAAACAUUUAAAGAUAUUCGACGUCUUUGCAAACUAUUUAAUUGUUUAAUUCCAUUUCAAAUUCUUAAUCCAGGAACAUUAAAUAUUCAAGAGAAUACAAUGAAAUUUCUUACAGAAUUAAAACGUUUUCAGCCAAAUAAUAGAUUAACAGUAGAAGGUAAAAAAAUUCAUGAACAAAAUAUUUCUAUAAUCGAUCGUCAACAAGUUCAAUGGUCAUUGGCUAGUGAAAAUCAUGCAUGUGAUAUCACUGUUGAAUAUCGCAGUCACGGACCAAAUGAUCAGUAUAAAACAUUAUUUCAAAAACAAAAUGUUCCUGUUCAUAAAAAUGUUCUUCAUGGUCAAUUUGAAAGUCAACGCANUUGA
Molecule: messenger RNA, 452 nt
Organism: Didymodactylos carnosus
Lineage: Eukaryota; Metazoa; Rotifera; Eurotatoria; Philodinida; Philodinidae
Source: the annotation of a GenBank genome assembly